AGCAUCGCGUUUUACUUCUGCUUUACACCUCCGGCCCCAGCACUACCGCCCCACAACAUUUCCAGGAACGGAUUACCCGGGGGAGUUUUAUAGCGGAGCAUCUGCACAGCACUCCGCGCCACCACUGGCAGGGCAUCGCUCAGUAUGUCGCACACAACCAAGCAGCUGAAGAAGGCUGCGCGGAUCAUCCUCGUCGGUGCUCCUGGUGUAGGAAAGGGAACGCAGUCUGAGCGACUGCUCAUGCGCUUCCCGCAGCUGGCCUCCAUCAGCUCGGGUGAUCUUUUGCGAGAGAAUGUGCGUCGCAGAACACAGCUCGGCGUCCAAGCCGAGGCCACAAUGCAGUCCGGCAACCUGGUCCCGGACUCAAUGAUACUCGGCCUCAUCUCUUCCGAAUUGGCAUCCAAGGGUUGGCUCCAACGGUCUUCGCCAUCUGAAACUUCGUCUACCAAUUCUGCAUACUCCUCAUCCACAUCCUCCUCGCAGUCCACCGCUUCACUUCCCCAGAUCUCCCCCACAGCCUCCUUCAUUCUCGACGGAUUUCCCCGCACUGCCGCUCAAGCAACAAGCCUUGAUACCUUAGUCCCUGUCAACUUCGUCGUGCAUCUCCUCACGCCACCAUCCGUGAUUCUCGCACGCAUUGCCUCGCGCUGGGUGCAUGAGCCAUCAGGGCGAGUGUACAAUACAGACUUCCAUGCUCCCAAGGUUCCCGGCAAGGACGAUGUCACGGGCGAAACAUUGACACAGAGAGAAGACGACUCUAUCGACACAUGGAAGCAGCGGCUGCGGAAAUUCGAGGAGACCAGCAAAGCUCUUCUUGAGCAUUACGACCGGCGCGGGUGCCUUUGGCGCGUCGAGGGCAACUCGAGUGACGAGAUAUCUCCCAAGCUGUUCGCGGAAAUUGAACGAAGAUUCUGCUAGGGCUAAUGUCUACAUGUAUACAUAUUCUUAAUUGCGCUCCGAUAAAUUGGGCACAUGCUUAGCGGUGAUUGCCUAGG
This is a messenger RNA of Penicillium cinerascens, 995 nucleotides long. RefSeq names its product adenylate kinase ADK2. Gene Ontology annotation, molecular function: AMP kinase activity; ATP binding. Gene Ontology annotation, cellular component: cytoplasm; mitochondrion. The record is from RefSeq and is a predicted model, not a curated record. Bases 145 to 918 code for a protein of 257 amino acids. The transcript is spliced from 2 exons. Gene Ontology annotation, biological process: nucleobase-containing compound metabolic process. Lineage: Eukaryota; Fungi; Ascomycota; Eurotiomycetes; Eurotiales; Aspergillaceae.